Messenger RNA from Dentiscutata heterogama, 148 nucleotides. The record is from the annotation of a GenBank genome assembly. Lineage: Eukaryota; Fungi; Glomeromycota; Glomeromycetes; Diversisporales; Gigasporaceae.
AUGGGAAGCGGCAAAGACUUGACUGAAGGCCAAAGAAGUUCAAUAAUUUAUGGAUAUCAAAGAGGAGAUUCGGUUCGAACAAUUGCGGCUAAUGUUAGAUGCAGUAAGUCUGCUGCAUGGAAUGUAAUUAAUGAGUUUUGUCGGUUGG